Messenger RNA from Aspergillus puulaauensis, 3699 nucleotides. Its product is annotated as non-ribosomal peptide synthetase. Gene Ontology annotation, cellular component: cytoplasm. Gene Ontology annotation, biological process: amino acid activation for nonribosomal peptide biosynthetic process; secondary metabolite biosynthetic process. The record is from RefSeq and is a predicted model, not a curated record. Lineage: Eukaryota; Fungi; Ascomycota; Eurotiomycetes; Eurotiales; Aspergillaceae. Bases 1 to 3699 code for a protein of 1232 amino acids. The transcript is spliced from 2 exons. Gene Ontology annotation, molecular function: phosphopantetheine binding; catalytic activity.
AUGGCGAAUCUGGAUCACGAGUCAUCCGCGGUGAAGGUGAAGCUUCACCAGUUCGCCGCGAGCGCUCUGGAAAUCCCACCAAAGAGACUUCAAACUAAACUGCACAGAACAUGGCUGGCACUCGGGGGGGACUCCCUGACAGCCGUGUUCUUCAUGGGUGCCUGUAAUGAAGCGGGCAUUGAGGUCGAUCUCCCUCAGAUUCUGCAGGCCCAUAGUUUGGGAGACUUGAUUGAUCAGAUUGGAAGGUCACAGCGGCCUCAUGAACAACUCUGCAACAGGGAUAUGGCUGUUAACGAUGCGCCCCGAGGAUAUAUUCCCGAAGAUGUUGAGAUAGACGCAAUCGGCCCUGCCUCCCCAAUGCAAGAGAAUAUGGUCGCUCGUCAAGCCAUUGAACCCCGGGAAUAUCAACUCCAGCUUACGGCCAGGAUCGCCUCUGUAAACCCGGCAGUCUUGCUGACGACCAGCACGGUCGAGGAAGCGUGGAAAGCGGUGGUUUGCAGACAUGCUGCCCUGAGAACAAAAUUCGCCAACAGUGUCGACCGUCCUGGAAGGCUCGACCAGGUAGUGGCAAGAGAAAUAGACCCGGAAAUCAACAUUACGAGCAUAUCUGCAGCAGCAAAGGCAAAGGCAGCCUUCGAGGGGUACAGCUCCGACUAUUCACAUUGGCUCUCUCUCACCCAGCAGGCGGACAAUCAAGUGUUGUUGAACCUCUCAAUAUCGCACGCGCUAAUCGACGGCGUCUCAAUCGAGAUUAUUAUGCGAGACCUAUUCACAUUCUUAUCAGGGACAUGUCCUGCAGCGGAGCCCAUGCAACCGGCCGAGUUCCUAUGUGCACAACCUGAUACAUCGCCUGAGGCUCUUUCGUACUGGACCCGAUACAUGCAGAAGGCACAAGGCAGCUUUCUCAGUAGCACCGGCACCGGAGGCAAGAAACCGCCUACGGGGUUGUACACAAUUGAUAAGGAAAUUGCUAUCACUCCAGAGGUCAUUCAGGCCUUCUCGGAGCAGUCCAACGCGACCCUAGCAAAUGCUUGCCAGGUAGCAUUUGCGCUCGUCCUGCGCUCUUAUACCGGGUCAAACAACGUCUGCUUUUCCUACACGGCCUCAGGGCGCCAUAAGCGUAGCAAGGACUUGAGGGGUGCUGCAGGGAACUUCGUCAACACAAUUCCGUUUUGUGUGGAGCUCGGGAGCAAGACGACGAUUGCAGAAGCUCUCCAAUGCGCCCACGCGGACUACCUGGAUAGCCUACCGUACCAGGGGGCUAGCUUGAACGGCAACCAGGAUAUGGAAGGCCCCUCGGUGCGCGAGCUUGGUGACUGUUUGCUUUCCUUCCAGCGAGGCAUGCCGGAGGCGGGAUUGGAGAGGAUCGGUAUUGCCGUUGAGGUUGUGUCCUGGGAGGCUCCCACAGACUACAAUUACACGCUGGCGAUCAGCAUCGAGAAGCAGCGACUGGGACUGCGACUGACCACGUGGGAAACGGUUUGCUCGAGAGAUGCUGCACUGAAUGUCCUGCAGCUUUUUAUAGAUAGCAUGGACUUCGUGCAGCGGCAUACGAACGAGCCUUGGUCUAGAUUCAGGGGUCUAACUACGCGAGACCAAGGGGAAAUUAUUGCUAUGAAUAAAAGCCCGUACCCGCUGAUGCAAGAGUGCGUCCACGAUCUUGUAUGGCACACCAGACACCGACAGCCAGACAGUGUCGCUGUGUGCGCCUGGGAUGGGGAACUCACAUACCGUGAACUGUGCGACUUCGCCUCCCAACUGGCUGCCAGGCUUGGCGAGCUCGGUGCAAAGGUCGAGGACAGGAUUGGCGUGUGUAUGGAUAAAUCCCGUUGGGCUCCUGUGGUCAUACUGGGAAUUCUGCAAGCCGGUGGCGCGGUUCUUCCUCUGGGAAACCAGCAUCCGCCACUUCAUAUCCAGACGAUUGUGCGCAAUGCGGAUAUAUCGAUAUUGAUAGCUGAUCCAUCCCAUGCCAAACGGCUGGGGGCUCAUGUAGCACACACGGUUACGGUAGAUGAUAAGUAUUUCGGUCAGGGUCGACCACCUACACCGACUCAACAAAUGGGGCGCAGAAUAUCACCAGACAACGCAGCCUGGAUUGUUCACACCUCUGGGAGCACAGGUGUGCCCAAGGCUGUUGUCCUGGAACACAAGACCCUUUGUUCGCCCAUGGCGGUCCAAGCAGCCCGCUAUAACAUGGGUCCGUGGACACGGGCCCUGCAGUUCUCAGCGCACACUUUCGACGUAUGCGUCAAAGACAUCUUCACAACGCUGGCUGUGGGCGGCUGCGUCUGCAUCCCAUCAGAAGAACAACGGCUUGAUCACCUGGGCCUGGUCAUGACGAAUAUGAAAGUCAAUUUCGCAUCCCUUACCCCAACGGUUGCUUCACUGCUUCAUCCCCAAGAUGUUCCUCUCCUAGAUACAUUAGUAUUGACGGGAGAAGCGCUCAGCCCGGGGGUUGUGCGAGAGUGGCUGGAUGAUGGGCGUGUAAAGUUGUAUAACGCCUACGGUCCGUCCGAAUGCUCGCAUGUAUCGACGAUCAACGGGCCCUUGACUCGCGUGGAGGACACAAUGAUUAUUGGUUUCCCGGCAGCUAACAGGCUCUGGGUAGCUGAUGCUGAUAAUUUCAACCGCCUAUCCCCCAUCGGGGGUGUAGGGGAGCUCUUAAUCGAGGGCUCAAUCGCGCGUGAAUAUCUCCAUGAUCCAGAAAGAUCUGCAGCAGCGUUUGUGACGGACCCGGUGUUUGUCACAAUGCUAGGGCUACAGCCUGGGAGACGCAUGUAUCGCACAGGGGAUCUGGUUCGGCAGACUGCAGAUGGUUCAUUGGAAUACCUGGGCCGUAGGGAUACGCAGAUUAAGGUACGGGGACAGCGGGUGGACGUGGGAGGAAUUGAGAGUCGUAUAUCACAGCUGCUCACCGGGCGUCCACUGGUCUGUGUGGAUUUAGUACAGCUACGAAAUGCUCCGUCGGAGUCGUCGAUGCUCAUGGCCGCUAUUGAUAUGCAUGGAGCGCCUUCUCACAAGAACAGUGACUCGAUGCCCUGGAAUAUCUGUGAGCCUUCCCAAGCUCUGAUAGACUUAUUGCACGGGUUGGAUUCGCAGCUGGUGGACUGUCUUCCACAGUAUAUGGUGCCGACCCACUAUGUGCCUUUUGUAUCAUUGCCCAUGAACACCUCAGGGAAGCUGGACCGGCGAAAAACCCGCGCGUUACUUGAAGCCUUGACAGGAAACCAGCUAGGAGCUUUCAAACAAGUCGCAGGCCGGGCCACAAUAUCAACCGAGACAGAGAGGAAACUGCAGGUAAUCUGGGCUGAUGUGCUUAGGUGCCCCGUAGCUGAUAUAGGCGGCGAUACGCACUUCAGGCACGUUGGAGGUGACUCGGUUGUAGCUAUGCGCAUGGCAGGGAUUGCUAGGAGGACAGGCAUAUCCCUGUCUGUUGCCGAAAUUGUCCAACACCCACGAUUGUCAGAGAUGGCGCGAGUCGUUGACGGACACGGUUCUAUGAACCAGAGGGUCGCGAGCAAUGACCCUCUGCCAUUCAGCUUGUGGAAGGGGUUCCCUUCUGCGAGUGCCGAGGAUCAGAGAGCGCGAUUAGCGAGUUUGGCCAUCCAGUGCAACGUCCACCCCAGUGAGAUAGAAGAUGUGUAUCCCACUACAGCCUUACAAGAAGGUCUCAUGGCUGCCACCACCCGGUCGCCUUAG